Messenger RNA from Amphibalanus amphitrite, 4689 nucleotides. RefSeq names its product mediator of DNA damage checkpoint protein 1-like. NCBI's taxonomy places the organism in Eukaryota, Metazoa, Arthropoda, Thecostraca, Balanomorpha, Balanidae. The record is from RefSeq and is a predicted model, not a curated record. The transcript is spliced from 20 exons. The coding region runs from base 1 to 4260 and encodes 1419 amino acids.
AUGAAGUUUGUGCACGUGUACUACAUGAAUGUGUCGCAGGUGGCCGACGAGUCCGCGGCGUGCAUUAGUACAAUGGACAACCAUGACCAUCGAGAAGAGGUGUCUGCACAGAUAAGCUUUGAGCGUGAUCUGUUGGCUCAAUUGGAUAAAUUCAUUCCCAUUCAUAAAAAGAAUGGUGGCUGCUACACCCAAGUUGUGUCACUUAUUGAUUGGGAAAAGGUGGCUUUCGACGGCCACUCGGCCGAGGAGUGCCGCCAGUGCUGGGUGACCAUCCAGUCCCGACUGCGGGUGCACCGCACGAUGGGGGAGCUGCUGGCGGACGCUCAGGCGGCUCUCUGGGACAUACACCGGGUGCGCAGCGCGCUCAAGCGGAAGCUGCUGACAAACGGCGGCCCCAAGUACCCGGGAGGCCCGUUCCUGCUGUUCAGCCGGAAGCAGUACCCCAAGCUGAGGAAACAGCACCCGGAUGUGCACCCGGCAGAGCUGCUGACCCAGCUCAGGGAGGAGUACGAGGCCCUGCCGGCAGAGAAAAGACAGGCUUAUGAGGAGAAGGCGGCCGCUGCGGUCGCCCAGUUCAAGACCGCGCUGAAGACGUUGGAACAUCUCUACCCGGAGCUGGGUUUGCUGAGAACUCUCGGGCCGCCCACGCGUCCACCUACAGGGUCAGAACUUUACAGACUGGAGCAAAAGCGGUCGUCGCGCCGCAAGUCCGCGCGGCCGUUCAAUUCCCUCUUUUAUGACAAAAAGAACGAGUACCUCUCGCGGGCCAGCCGGCUGCGAGCGCACUACCUGGCGCUGGUGGACGAGUAUAUGCUGCACUUUCCCGGCUGGGAUGUGCCCGGCGCGCCGACGUACCGCCUGUGCCGGGUGAACUUGAAGAACGCCAAGCCGGUCACGGGCAGGGACGUGUUCUUGCGGGAGAAGAUGCCGACAGAUUUCGGCGUCCUGGAUGAGAGGGAUUGGCGAAACAUCCUGAAACGCAAGUUCUUCCUACUCAACCCUGCUGACAAGGAGAAGUACGAGGAGCGUGCCAGGCAGCUCACCAUCGAGGCUGCCGAGUCCGAGUUCCAGGGGAACGCUGCCACCCAGUCGGGACCCAAUGCCAAGAUCGAGGCGGCCGCCUGGCGGCAACUGCUGGCCGACGCCGAGGCCGAGCUCAUCGCGAAAACCCCGGCGACUUUCGAGGCCCAGCCCGUCUUCGACGCAGAGGCUCAGGCGGAGUUCGAGGCGGGGGCCGUCGCGGACUUUGAGGCAGAGCGGAUGUCGCGGCUCGAGUACGAAGACGGCCAGAUUGUGUUUGAGACGGAAACUCUGUCGGAGUUUGAGGCAGAGGCACUGGCCGAGUGUGUGGCCCGGGGGGAUCUCGAUGGCUCUCAGGUAGUGUUCGAGACUGCUGCCGAGGACCAGUCUGUGCUGGAGGCGGUGGCCGAACUCCCCGUGCCCGAGACAGUGACUCAGGCUGAGUCAGGGACUCGACUCACACCUGAAACGGAGACUCUACCCGAGCCCGAGACAGAAACUCAGUCUGAGUCACAGACUCAACUCGCACCUGAAACAGAGACUCUACCCGAGCCCGAGACAGAAACUCAGUCUGAGUCACAGACUCGACUCGCUCCUGAAGCAGAGAAUGGGGCCGUGCCCGAGACAGAGACUCAGUUCCAGCCGGAUACAGAGACUCCAUUCCAGCCGGAUACAGAGACUCCACUCCAGCGGGAGACAGAGACUCCAUUCCAGCCGGAUACAGAGUCUGAGGCAGUCCUGGAGGCUAAGACUCGGGCUGACCCAGAGACGGAGACUCAGAUCGACCUGCACACCCAGAACCAGCUGCGAACCGCGUCCGAUACGGAGCUCCACGCCGACACUGCGACACGGAGUGAACUGGAAGCCGGCGCACCCGAGGCCGAAUAUCCCAACGCCGGUCUCGUCAGGCUGGAGCGGCUACCCGACCUGCACGCUCUGGAGGGCUUCAGCGACAUCGACCUGGAGGCGGAGACCGACGCCGAUCUGACGGAGCUGCGGCCGGUGUCUGCCCUGGAGCCAGAGCCGGUCGGCGGCGGGACGGAGCUGACCUGUACCGGGCAGCACACGGACGGAGCGGCACUCGAGCCAUGUCUGGACUCCCCGACUUUAAACGGCGCCAGUUCAGAUAUGACUCUGGGCGGACCGGCGGGGGACGGGGUUUUCUCCCCCGGGAGACGACCAGAGGGCCACGGUCCCCCCUCGCCGGAAAUCGGACGGAAGAAGCGCAAGAAAUUGCAUGACGGUGAAAUUCCCGUUGAUGAGCCGCCACCAAAGAAGAAGAAAAAGAAGAAAAUUCGUGAUAGGGUCGAGGGAGCAAGUGCCAAAGACGACGAGAAUAACAGUGAGGCCCCGUGGUCGGCCGGUCCGGCCCGCCGGCCGCUGCCCGACCUGCGGACUCCGGAGCCGGAGCCGACCCUGUCCGGUGGUGACGGUCCGGCUCCGUCCUGUCCCGGACCGCAGAUCGCGGGCAAAGCUGCGCCAGAGAAUGAGGAGUCACAAGAGGCCGACGUUCCAGUAGAGGAGACGCCGCGAAAGAAGAAGAGAAAGAAGAAAGUUCGCGUUAGGCUCGAAGGACCAAGUGCUACAGAGGACCAGAAUAUCAGUGAGGCCCCGUCGUCGGCCGGUCCGGCCCGCCGGCCGCUGCCCGACCUGCGGACUCCGGAGCCGGAGCCGACCCUGUCCGGUGGUAAAGGUCCGGCUCCGUCCUGUCCCGGACCGCAGAUCGUGGACAAAGCUGCGCCAGAGGAUAAGAGGUCACAGGAGGCCAACAUUCCAGUAGGGGAGACACCGCGAAAGAAGAGAAGAAAGAAGAAAGUUCGUGAUAGGCUUGGAGGAGCAAGCGCGGCUAUAGAGGACGAGAAUAACAGUGAGGCCCCGUCGUCGGCCGGUCCGGCCCGCCGGCCGCUGCCCGACCUGCGGACUCCGGAGCCGGAGCCGACCCUGUCCGGUGGUAACGGUCCGGCUCCGUCCUGUUCCACACCGCAGACCACUGACGGAGCGGCGCCAGAGAAUGAGAAGCCAUAUGACGCCGACAUUCCAGUAGAUAAAACGCCGCGAAAGAAGAAGAAAAAGAGGAAAGGUCGCAAUAGGCUCGAAGAAGCAGUUGCCACAGGGAAUGGGAAUAACAGUGAGGUCCGGUCGUCUGCCGGUCCGUCCCGCCGGCCGCUGUCCAACCUGCGGACUCCGGAGCCGGAGCCGACCCUGUCCGGUGGUAACGGUCCGGCUCCGUCCUGUCCCGGACCGCAGGCCACUGACGGAGCGGCGGCAGAGAAUGGGGUGUCACAAGAGGCCGAUAUCCCAGUAGAUGAGACUCCUCGAAAGAAGAAGAGAAAGAAGACAAUGCGUGAUAGGCUUGAAGGAACAAGUGCCACAGAGGAUGAGAAUAACAGUGAGGCCCCGUGGUCGACCGGUCCGGCCCGCCGGCCGCUGCCCGCCCUGCGGACUCCGGAGCCGGAGCCGACCCUGUCCGGUGGUGACGGUCCGGCUCCGUCCUGUCCCGGACCGCAGGCCACUGACGGAGCGGCGCCAGAGAACGAAGACGGCACGCCGGACAACGUGGUAACACUCGAGGCGAUAUCCAAAGUUGAGGACGCGCCGGCAGAGAAUUUGGCGAAGGACAAAGACAACGAUAAAAACAUCACCGAAAAUGUCGAUAUGAAGGAAGAGAACCACGGGACAAAUGAGAACGAUGCAUCGACACCUACGAAAAGCAAGGCUGAUGGUCCGGGUGCCACUGGCGGAUACGGGAGCAGACGGCGGUCGUCUCGCUUCAUGUCGCGGCUGGGGCGGUCCUCGGUCAGACCAAGCCACGCGAAUAGGAGUCCCACAGUGGUGCGCGCCCUGGAGUCGUCUGGCACCAGCGGCGGCAGGCCGAGACGAAGCUGCCGUAUCAAACGGGGAAAUGUCGCCACUGUGCCCGAGAAGCCUCCGCAGAUGCCGCCCACUAGUCGUCAGAAUUGCGACACUUCCAGCGCUACGAUCAGGGAGGGGGCAGCCGGAACCGACCGGAAAAGGCGCUCCUGUGUCGCCGGUGAUGUCAGCAGCUCUGCGGAAGUUAAAUCGGAGGUGCUUGAAAAGCAGAUCAAAGCAGAACCACGUGUUUCCGUGGAACGUGAUACGAAAUACGAGCUUAUAAACCUCUCUGAGCUAACCGAUUCGGUAUGCGUAGAGUAUGAACCGCUGCAGCUACAGCCAGUUGUGAAGCUGGAGAGGGAACCGGGCUCUGCGCUGUAUACCUGACGGAAGCUGCAGUGUCCUGUCGCCGUCGAAAGUAAGGAGAGCGAGUUGCCAGUUGGCAGUAUCUGCGACAGGGGUGGCUGGUCAUUGGGUGACUCAAAACCAGCAUGGUGUGUACCUGCACUUCUCAGGUCUUUCAUACAAGAUGGGGAUGUAAUGUGGCACUUCAGGCAGCUCUGUGAUGGUCAAUGUGUGUGUAGCCUCGAUAACGGCGAUCCAUUGAACUGAUUGGGUAUAACUGGGCUGUGUCAAUACUCAAUGUACUGGUCAACUAAACGCGCUGUUGGCUUUUACGUAACGAGCUUUUAGGAUUAUGUGCCUUAGGAGUUUUCACACAAGACGACUGCUUGCAUGUUUUCAUUCGCGUGUUAAACGGAAAGUCGAAGGUGAUGACUAGCCUUGUACUCCGUCUAAUAUACGUUUUUAUUAAUA